CGCGCGCUGGCACGUGACGUGAGCAGCGCGCCGGGCGGGCGGGCGUUGCCAUGGAGGCGGCGGACGAGUGGCUGCUGCAGUCGCUGCGACUGUACCGCGACCUGCACACUUUCGAGCUCCAGGCGCCCACCCGCCUAAUCGAAUGGGCCCGCGGGAACCGUGUCUGUGUAGCCGGGUAUGGACAGUCUGAUGGGAACGAGAUCCUGCAGCUGAUCCCACCGCCAACGCUGCUGACAAAGGAGACCCAGGGGCUGUGUCCAGAGAGAGAUUUCAAGGUAGAAUGUGGUGGAUUUUCAGAGCGCCCAGUGUACAGCCUGAAAUAUGUGCCAGACACCAGCUUGCUGGUAACAAGUGGCCCACCCGACAGCUCCCUCCAGGUCUGGCAGGUGUCAGCAGAGGACUCCGAUGUUAUUAAAUCUGUAAGCACCAUAGCAACAGAAAAUGGCACUGGGCAAUCCUGGGCUAAAAUUGCCACCAUUUCAGCCAGAGCCCCGUGGGUCCUUCAUGGCUCAAGACUGGACAGAGUCCAAAUUACAGAGGUUGAAUCAAGGAAAAAUGUCUACACAGCAGGUAUUCAAGCUUCCCAAGGCAGCGAGGAGCUCAGCAACCUAGCCUUCCUGGACUGCAACAUGCUGCUUCUGUGCUGUGCCACAGGCCGGCUGUGCCUGGCCGACAUCCGACAGCCACAGAGUCUCAUGGAGGCCGUGUCAGUGCCCUCGGCACCAUGCAGUGAGCAGUGGUGCAUGGGCACCAGGCAUGGAGCUCAGGGCUUGGAAACGAGCUCCCAGCCCGUGGCUCGCCUCUCAAGCAGGGGGCUCCUAGCCCUGACAGACCUCAGGAAAACCUCUGAGUUCUUGGCUUUGGCAAAGGUCAGAGUCCCCUCUCCUGGCUCAGGUGCAGAAUUCCUGUGCGUCUCCUGGGCUCCUGCUCUGGAAGGCUACCUUGCCAUUUCAGGUUUUGAUGGCACCGUGCAUGUGUAUGACACACAGAGCUGGGACAGCUCUGGCAGGGAAGCAGAGCCCAUCUUCGUUCACAAAGGCCACACAUUUGGUGGAGCAGGUGGCAGCAGGGACCCUCCCUUGGUCACUGUGCACACAUGGCAUCUGCAGAAACCCAGAACUUUGUUGUCAGCAGCGAGCGAUGGUUCCUUGCAUGUCUGGGACUGGGUUCAGCCCUGUGGGAAGUGUGGGUAGGUGGUGUUUUGGUGAGAUGGGGCAUUUCCUGCCUCUGCUGUAGUUUGCGUGGGCUGCAGUGUGUGUGUUUGCCUGCAGAUACUGUUUGGAGACUGUUGCAGUGAGCAGAACAACUGUAAAAUUUCUAUUUUAAUAAUAGUAAAAAUUUUGCCUGUGUUACUUGUUCUUCUGUGUACCAGCCCUCAGAUGAGAGCUGUGCCUGUAGUUCUGACUGUGGCUGCUGGCAGAGAACAUCCUGCUGUUGUUUGAUCAUUGGCUUGUGUUAUGUCUACAGAAAUGGAGAGGAGCAAAAAGGAGAGGCUUGACAAGGGCCUGGAGUGACGGGACAAGGGGGAAUGGCUUCCCAUUGACAGAGGGCAGGGUUAGAUGGGCUGUUGGGAAGAAAUUCUUCCCUGUGAGGGUGGCAAGGCCCUGGCACAGGUUGCUCAGAGAAGCUACUCCUGCCUCAUCCCAAGAUGUGCCCAAGGCCAGGCUGGAUGGAUCUUUCAGCAACCUGGUGUACUGGAAGGUGUCCCUGCCCAUGGCAGGGAGUUGGAACUGGAUAAGCUUUGAGGUCCCUUCCAAACCAAACCAUUUUCCAAUUUCAUGAAAAAAAUCCCAGGAAUUUGAGGAAAGAGGCUCUUCUGUGGGAUAUAUAUACACACUGCAUUCCAGGCCCAAAGCACCAAGUGGAAGCUGCACCCCCUGAGGGGUGUUGACAUUUAUCACGUGCACAUAUGUCAUGAGCAGUGACCUCCGCUCAGGAAGUUUCAGUGUGACCACUUGUGUUCCUGCUUGCAGCCUGCAAAAGGAACAGGAACAACCUUUCCAGCCACAGCUUACUCCAAACUCUGCCCCUCCCCCUCUAGAUCCUGAGAGCACCUCGUCUGAGACUAGGCAUUGGUGUCCUUUGGCUCUUUUCCCACCAACUGCACAUUUAGAUUUGAUGGAACUGAUGUGAUUUCCUGGGCUGUGUUGCAGCUUCUGCAACGCUCACUCUUAUUACCAAGGUGUUCAUUGGGAAGACAACCUGCCUGCGAAAGGCUCCCUUCUGCUUGGGUGUCAGCUGAGGUGAGGAGGGGUUGAAGACAGGUGAGAUGGGAUGAAGGCUGUAAUUCAAGAGCACCUGGGGAAACCUUACACUGGGAAUGUGCUGUACUGACUCAUUCUUGCCAUGGCAACAGUUGUCUGCCUGGCAGCUGAGCCUGGAACCUGCUUCAUUCUU
Motacilla alba alba is the source of this 2397-nucleotide messenger RNA. RefSeq names its product WD repeat domain 73 (gene WDR73). Gene Ontology annotation, biological process: cytoplasmic microtubule organization. The record is from RefSeq and is a predicted model, not a curated record. The transcript is spliced from 8 exons. Gene Ontology annotation, molecular function: protein binding. NCBI's taxonomy places the organism in Eukaryota, Metazoa, Chordata, Aves, Passeriformes, Motacillidae. Bases 51 to 1193 code for a protein of 380 amino acids. Gene Ontology annotation, cellular component: cytosol; spindle pole.